Centropristis striata (black sea bass) is the source of this 1929-nucleotide messenger RNA. RefSeq lists its product as uncharacterized. The coding region runs from base 156 to 1265 and encodes 369 amino acids. Lineage: Eukaryota; Metazoa; Chordata; Actinopteri; Perciformes; Serranidae. The record is from RefSeq and is a predicted model, not a curated record. The transcript has 9 exons.
UUGGAGGACAGUCAGACAGUCACAGGUGAACCACGGCAUCACUUCAUCCGAUACAACCAAUAUAAUAGCAAACUAUACCACCCCGGCUCUCAGGCUUCGGCAUUAGAUGCUACAUAUGAAUAUAUUUUGGUGAGAGCGACAGACUGACCCACAACAUGUCAGCAUUAAAACAUCACAUGUCACUUCCUGUGUCGGUUGGCGUCCUGUUGGUGGGUGUCCCAUACUCCAUCUCUCUUGCUGCCCAGUGGCUUUAUGGCUGGCCCAACAAACCUGGAUAUAAUAAGUACAUAGAAGCCCUAAAGCCAAGGCGAAUAUACUGUUUGACCAGGGCUGUGCUGGAAACUCUCAAAUAUCUGCAAUAUGGGAGACUUUACUUUCAGUGGAAGUCAUGGUACAAGAAUGACGAAAAUCGUAAGCAUUAUGAAAAGGGGAUCACGUUUGGCCGCAGAAGCAACAAGCUGGACUUGUACCACCCUCCAAACGCAGACAGGUCUAAAGAUGUGGCAGCACCGCUGGUGGUUUUCAUCUACGGAGGUGCAUGGGGGUCCGGAGAUCGAUCCAUUUACUGUUUGCUGGCGAGGCGGAUGGCUGAAGAACUGAGUGCAACUGUCAUUUGUCCUGAUUACUGCACCUAUCCAAAGACGAACGUUUUAGGGAUGGUGCAAGAUAUUGCUGACUGCCUGGUUUGGGCCCAAGAGAGUGGACAGAAGUUCAACUUUGACAAAGACAACAUAGUAUUAAUUGGCCAUUCAGCGGGUGCACAUUUGUGUGCACUGACCACACUGUUUCUCAUUGAUGCAAGAGAGGAGCUUUUCAUGGAGGCCAGCAAGCAGAGGGACAUUACACUGGCAAUAAGAGGAAUUAUUGGUCUCAGUGGUGUGUACAACAUCAUGGAUCAUUAUGAGCACGAGCAGAGGCGAGCCAUCGAAUAUGUCUCCACCAUGCAUAAAGCCAUGAAUGGAGUGGAGAACUUCCCGUACUACUCACCAACACACUUACUGAACAAGCUGAGUCAGGACAAACUGAACAGAGUGCCUCCCUUCGCGUUGCUCCAUGGGACCAAUGACAUCAUAGUUCCUGCUGAAUCAUCCACAAAGUUCUCUGAUCUCCUCACCUCGCUGUCCAUCAAGGUGUCGCUCUACCUGCUGCCCAGAGUCGACCACACUGAGAUGGUCACUGACCUCAUGGCGUCAGACAGGUGCUUCUACCAUCCCAUCUACAGCUGCGUCAAGCAGGAGUAUAAAAAACUUUUGGGAACCUGCUGACGGCCGGUCACAUCAUCAGAAAAACAUCCGUUCAUCACUAAUAUUUUACUGACUGUGCCAUACACUUACAUUAUCAGUUUACAGUAUCUGCUUUAAUACCUCAAAAUGAUUCCUAUUAAGCCUUGAUUUUAAAUUGAUUGUGAUUCCAUAAUGAUGAUUUACAUACAGAUUGUAAUUGAGUUAAUCCAGUUGUUGCAUUUGAUUGAUGAUUGAUCUACAUUCCUGAAACAAGGGCUGCAAUCUUGAUAAUGUCAUUCUGAUAUUGUUUUUACGAGACGUUAUCCAGUUUAUCCAGUAAAAUGAAAUACGUUAACUUGACAUGAAAUCAAUGAAGCAAUAACAGUAUAAUAAAAACACAGUAAAGCACACUAACAUUAAUGAAAUAGGAGUCCAGUAACAUUUUAUACCUCGGUUUUCAGACAACUAUGUGACAUUUUGAUUUAUUAACCUGCAUGUUUUUAUCGAUUGAAACUUUUUUCUUGAUUUAAUGUAAUAUCUUUUCUUGAACAACUAUUUAUUGAUCUCAGACACAUUAAACUCACAUGAAGGAAUUGAUGGAGAUUUUUUCGUUGUCUUGUCUUUAUUUAUCUAUAAACUACAGCUACAAAUCUCACAAUGUGAUAUUAUAACGUAUUUUUUGCCAAGCAGCUGCAAAUAGUUUAAA